Molecule: messenger RNA, 1916 nt
Organism: Rhinolophus ferrumequinum (greater horseshoe bat)
Lineage: Eukaryota; Metazoa; Chordata; Mammalia; Chiroptera; Rhinolophidae
Gene: HS6ST1
Product: heparan sulfate 6-O-sulfotransferase 1
Exons: 2
Coding region: 286-1521 (411 amino acids)
Cellular component (GO): membrane
Molecular function (GO): heparan sulfate 6-sulfotransferase activity
Source: RefSeq, a predicted model, not a curated record
CGGCGUGCGGGGCGGCGCAGAGCCUUCUCGGAGCCGAGCGCAGCGGUGCUGUGUGGGUGCGGGGGUGCGGGCGGGUGCCGAGCCGGAGUCGAGCCCGGGAUCGGGCCGGGGAGCCGGGACGGGCGGAGAGCAGCCAUGGCGCCGCUCAGGGCCAGGGCCCGAUCCGCUGCGAGCAGCCUGGGCGCCGAGUAGGCAGGCCGGAUCGCGGGCGGAGGCAGCUGCACUCGCGCCCCCCGCCCUCGCAGGCCCAGCGCCCCGCGCCCCGGCCGCCGGCGAUGGUGACACAUGUGGCGGCGGCGCGCCGGCGGCAGGACCAUGGUUGAGCGCGCCAGCAAGUUCGUGCUGGUGGUGGCGGGCUCGGCGUGCUUCAUGCUCAUCCUGUACCAGUACGCGGGCCCGGGGCUGAGCCUGGGCGCGCCCGGCGGCCGCGCGCCGCCGGACGACCUGGACCUCUUCCCGACGCCCGACCCGCACUACGAGAAGAAGUACUACUUCCCGGUGCGCGAGCUGGAGCGCUCGCUGCGCUUCGACAUGAAAGGCGACGACGUGAUCGUCUUCCUGCACAUCCAGAAGACGGGCGGCACCACCUUUGGCCGCCACCUCGUGCAGAACGUGCGCCUCGAAGUGCCCUGCGACUGCCGGCCAGGCCAGAAGAAGUGCACCUGCUACCGGCCAAACCGCCGCGAGACCUGGCUCUUCUCCCGGUUCUCUACCGGCUGGAGCUGCGGGCUGCACGCCGACUGGACGGAGCUCACCAACUGCGUGCCCGGCGUGCUGGACCGCCGCGACCCCGCCGCGCUGCGCACGCCCAGGAAGUUCUACUACAUCACCCUGCUGCGAGACCCGGUGUCCCGCUACCUGAGUGAGUGGCGGCACGUGCAGCGGGGCGCCACGUGGAAGACGUCUCUGCACAUGUGUGACGGGCGCACGCCCACACCCGAGGAGCUGCCGCCCUGCUACGAGGGCACGGACUGGUCGGGCUGCACGCUGCAGGAGUUCAUGGACUGCCCCUACAACCUGGCCAACAACCGCCAGGUGCGCAUGCUGGCCGACCUGAGCCUGGUGGGCUGCUACAACCUGUCCUUCAUCCCCGAGGGCAAGCGGGCCCAGCUGCUGCUGGAGAGUGCCAAGAAGAACCUGCGGGGCAUGGCCUUCUUCGGCCUGACGGAGUUCCAGCGCAAGACGCAGUACCUGUUCGAGCGGACGUUCAACCUCAAGUUCAUCCGGCCCUUCAUGCAGUACAAUAGCACGAGGGCAGGAGGCGUGGAGGUGGACGAGGAUACGAUCCGGCGUAUCGAGGAGCUCAACGACCUGGACAUGCAGCUCUAUGACUACGCCCGGGACCUUUUCCAGCAGCGCUACCAGUACAAGCGGCAGCUGGAGCGCAGGGAGCAGCGCCUGCGCAGCCGCGAGGAGCGCCUGCUGCACCGCGCCAAAGAGGCACCGCCUCGCGAGGACGCCGAGGAGCCGGGCCGCGUGCCCACCGAGGACUACAUGAGCCACAUCAUCGAGAAGUGGUAGUGGCGGCCCGUGGGGAGGCUCCUGGGGCGCUCGGCACAGGGAGGUGGAAUCAGACGGAUGGCGUACGCGGGCCUGCCCAGAACCCUACGGGGAGAGAGUCCCAGAUCCGCUCGCCAGAGGCAGAUGCGUCCUGAACAAACACCUGGGAGUAGAACCUGGGAGUAGAACCCAGCCGAGUCGGUUCUCACCGUUUCUUCCCAGCCCGGGGUCUGCGAAACCAACCUGUGCCGCCGCCCAUUGGCUCAGAGGAAAGCCCGCUUGAAGGACACCCCAGUCAGGCCUGCACAGACCGGGGGCAAGGGGCGUCCCUGCUCUCCAGGUCCCCACCUCACUGUCACAACAGCCGAGUUUGAAGACAAGGAAAGGCAGUGGAGCCGAGAGUGGGGAGUGUGUCC